AUGUCGUUCAUAGAAUCCGAACAAAAAGUACUUAUUAAUACGAGAGCAGGUGGUGUGUACAUUCCACCUGCUCGGUUACGGCAGAUGCAACAGACAAUAACUGAUAAAUCUAGUAAAGAAUAUCAAAGAAUCACAUGGGAAGCUCUGAAAAAAAGUAUUAAUGGGCUCAUCAAUAAGGUCAACACUUCAAAUAUAAAGAACAUUGUUUUUGAGCUGUUUAAUGAAAAUCUAAUUCGUGGUAGAGGUCUUUUUGCUAGAUCGAUCAUGAAAGCACAAUCGGCAUCCCUACCGUUUACACCUGUUUAUGCCGCGUUAGUGGCUAUUAUCAAUACUAAGUUACCACAAAUUGGCGAAUUAGUGCUUACUAGAUUAAUUGUUCAAUUUCGUAAAGCAUAUAGGCGUAAUGAUAAGACGACUUGUUUAGCCACAACAUCUUUUAUUGCACAUUUAUGUAACCAUCUGGUAUCUCACGAAAUCGUCGCAUUACAAGUCCUAGUUCUGUUACUUGAACACCCUACUAGUGAUUCGGUAGAAGUUGCCGUUGGGUUUAUGCGUGAAUGUGGUGCUCACUUAGCUGAUGUCUCACCAAAGGCGAAUAAUGAUGUCUUUGAUCGAUUUAGGGCUAUUCUACAUGAAGCAAAUGUAGAAAAAAGAGUUCAAUAUAUGAUCGAGGUGCUGUUCCAAGUAAGGAAGGAUAAAUUUAAAGAUAAUCCACCAAUUCCUUCAGAAUUAGAUUUGGUCAAGGAAGAGGAUCAAAUUACUCAUCACAUAUCAAUAGAUGAUGAAUUAGAUGUUGAAGAAACCCUUGGUGUCUUCAACUUUGAUCCAGAUUAUUUAGAAAGUGAGGAAAAAUACAAGGAAAUAAAGUCACAAAUAUUGGGGGAAGAUUCUGAAGAAAGUGGUGAAGAAUCAGAAUGUUGUCACAAACUAAUGAAACUAAAUAUUCAAGAAGGACAAGAAACGGAACUUUGCAACAUGAUAAUUGAAUGUUGUUCUCAAGAACGUACUUAUGAAAAAUUUUUCGGUCUCAUAGGAGAACGACUUGCAAAGAUAAAUUCUGUUUGGGCCAAAGCUUUUGAGCAAUGCUUUGUUCAAUAUUACGAAACGAUUCAUCGGUAUGAAACAAAUCGAUUAAGAAACGUAUCAAAAUAUUUUGGACACCUUUUAGCAUCAGAUGCUAUUUCUUGGGAAGUUUUUAGUGUGAUUAAAUUGACAGAAGAUGAUACUACAUCAAGUUCUCGAAUUUUUGUUAAGAUAUUAUUUGAAGAACUUAGUGGUACUUUAGGUAUACCGAAACUUAAAAUGAGGUUAAAUGACGAUACAAUGAGCAUAUAUUUCCAAGGUCUUUUUCCAAAGGAUCAUCCAAGGAAUAUACGAUUUGCAAUCAACUAUUUUACAAGUAUUGGAUUAGGUCAAUUAACUGAAGGGUUAAGAGAGUAUUUAGCGAAUGCACAAAAACAAAUAUUGGCGGCAAAACGUAAACGAGAGGAUAGUAGUAGCUCAUCAGAUUCAGAUUCGUAA
Funneliformis caledonium is the source of this 1521-nucleotide messenger RNA. Lineage: Eukaryota; Fungi; Glomeromycota; Glomeromycetes; Glomerales; Glomeraceae. The record is from the annotation of a GenBank genome assembly.